This is a messenger RNA of Hevea brasiliensis (rubber tree), 1881 nucleotides long. RefSeq names its product protein SHI RELATED SEQUENCE 5. The transcript has 2 exons. Gene Ontology annotation, cellular component: nucleus. The record is from RefSeq and is a predicted model, not a curated record. Gene Ontology annotation, molecular function: DNA-binding transcription factor activity; DNA binding. The coding region runs from base 669 to 1616 and encodes 315 amino acids. Gene Ontology annotation, biological process: positive regulation of DNA-templated transcription. Lineage: Eukaryota; Viridiplantae; Streptophyta; Magnoliopsida; Malpighiales; Euphorbiaceae.
AUGACUGUAGAGAAGUGCCCAGAGAGGGAUUUUCUUGUUCUUUAUUUUCUCAUCAUUUCUUUUUUCUUUUUGUUUUUUUAAUAUCUCUCACACAGGGAAAGUCGCAGCAGAAAGAGAAGCUGGAAGCAGUGAGUGAGUGAGUAAUUGAUGUGAGAGAGAGAGAGAGAGAGAGAGAGAGAGAAAGUAGGUUUGCCUUAAAUGAGGAGAGUAUAGCAGAGUGUAGGUGCAGUUACCAUGGCGGCGUUGCAGUUGCAGAGGGUCUAAUUCUGUGCCAUUAUUGCUUUAAACGACGAAAGAAUAGUGGAGAAGGCUGGCUCUCUUCCACUCAAGGAAACCCAUCUUCGAUAGUCUCUUACCCUAAACAAAAUUCUAUCAAUUUUCAAUUUUUUUCUUUUUACCUCAAAAGGCUGCAAAAGAAACCCAAACCGCAAGAUCACAUAUUCAGAGAGUCAGAAGAAGAAGAAGAUCGAGUCACAGACUCACAGUGAACACUAACUUAUAUUAAAGUCUCUCUUAAAAACCCAGCCACCCAAAUUUCAACUCCCAACAUAACCCAGAAAUCAAAGCCCACUGAUCUUGCAGAUUUCAAUAGCUACUUACUGGUAUUAAGUUUUUGCUAUGGAUUUUUGGUCUAAAUUGGGUUUGGUUUCAGCUUGUGGGUGCAAGAAAUGGCUGGGUGGUUCUAUCUAAGUGGGAGAGAAGGAGCAUCAAGUAAACAAGAAGAAGAGAAAGAUCAAGACAACAACUCGUUUUUGUACAGAUCAAACGAGGAGAUCUACAACAAGGGGUUUGAGAUAUGGCCGCAGUAUUAUCAACAACAGCAAAACAUCAACAGCCACUCCUCGUUUGGAGUGGGUCUUAGUCGAAGAAGUUCAUCUGAUGAGUCAUCAAGAUCAGGGUUUACGGUGAUGAGGCAAGGUGGACUAGGAGGAGGAGGGGGAGAAGGAGGAGGAAUGAACUGUCAAGAUUGUGGGAACCAAGCUAAAAAAGAUUGUGUCCAUUUGAGAUGUAGAACUUGUUGUAAAAGCCGAGGGUUUCCGUGCCAAACCCACGUCAAGAGCACUUGGGUCCCUGCUGCAAAAAGGCGAGAGAGGCAACAACAGCUAUCUGCUUUGCAACAUCAGCAGGAGCAACAAGAACAACAAAAUCAAGAACAACAGUUUCGAGGAGAGAAUCCAAAAAGGCAGAGAGAGAAUCAAGGUGGUGCUCCCUCUCUUGCUUGCACUGGUUUAGCCACAACCACGUCAGGGUUGGAAGUAGCUCACUUUCCACCGGAAGUGAAUUCCCCAGCGGUGUUCCGUUGCGUUAGAGUAAGCCCAAUGGAUGAACCAGAUGAGCAGUAUGCAUAUCAAACGGCUGUCAAUAUCGGAGGCCAUGUUUUCAGGGGAAUUCUCUACGAUCAAGGUCCAGAUGGCCGUUACACAAGUGGAGGAGAGAGCUCCUCUGGCGGAGCCCAGCAACUGGAUUUCAUAACGGCAGCGACAACUAGCACUGCAGCAACUACGACAAACGCUAGUAACCCAGGUGCUGAAGCUAUGCUCGACCCAUCUCUAUAUCCAGCUCCACUCAGUGCUUUUAUUGCUGGUACGCAAUUCUUCCCACCCCCAAGGUCCUAGUUUAAAAUAGGCCUCUCUAAGCUCUAGUGUACUUGCAUUAUUCUUAACAAACCUUCAUUUGUCAACAAUUAGUCUAUAAAUUGUGGGUUUUAAAUUUCUUUUACUGUUAUUGUGAGUUCUCUUCUUGUAGUUUUAAGUUUAACAUGCACCCAAUGAAGUAGAAGAACAGAUCGAUGGAGCAUAUAUACGAAUUAGAAAUGUGGAUGUUGGAUUUUGUUUCGAAUUUCAAUUCAGAUUUUCAUGGUUUAUAUAUUUAUUUUGAUCU